AUGCAGGCGCCUGUGGUGGUUAUGAACACGGCGAAUGGCGAAAGACAAGUUGGUCGAAAAGCGCAAAUAUCGAACAUUACCGCUGCGAAAACGGUGGCUGAUAUCAUAAGAUCAUGUCUCGGGCCCAAAGCAAUGCUGAAGAUGCUGCUUGAUCCUAUGGGCGGGAUUGUCCUAACGAAUGACGGCCACGCUAUCCUCCGAGAGAUCGAGGUUGCCCAUCCUGCGGCAAAGAGUAUGAUUGAGUUGAGUCGGACGCAGGAUGAAGAAGUCGGUGAUGGCACAACCACGGUGAUAAUAUUAGCUGGCGAGAUCCUUGCACAAGCUCUGCCCCAACUCGAACGAAAUAUCCAUCCCGUGGUAAUUAUCCAGGCCUUCAAAAAAGCCUUGACAGACGCGCUUGCGAUUGUUGAGGAAAUCUCAAUCCCGGUCGACACAUCAAGCGACAAGGCUAUGAUAUCACUGAUUGAAUCCUCCAUCGGUACCAAAACAAUCUCCCGCCACGCGGAACUCAUGUGCUCCCUUGCGCUGAAAGCUGUACGAACCGUGUCUCAGGAUCAAAUAUACGUCUCCAAUGCGUCGCAGGCGAACGGCACAGCGAAAUCGGCAUCUUCGGUGGCGCCUUCGAAACCCGUGGAGAUUGAUAUUAAACGAUACGCUCGAAUCGAAAAGAUCCCCGGUGGAGAAAUCGAGGAGUCACAAGUCUUGGACGGAGUCAUGUUGAACAAGGACAUUACACACGCCUCGAUGCGCAGACGGAUAGAGAAUCCCAGGAUUGUGUUAUUGGAUUGCCCUCUGGAAUACAAAAAAGGCGAAUCUCAAACGAACAUUGAGAUUACGGAUGAAGACUCGUGGAAUAAGAUUCUACAGAUUGAAGAAGAGCAAGUCAAGAAGAUGUGUGACGCCGUUUUGGCGGUCAAGCCUGAUCUUGUCAUCACCGAGAAGGGUGUAUCGGACCUGGCGCAGCAUUACUUCCAAAAGGCCAAUGUCACGGCACUGCGAAGAGUGCGAAAGACAGACAACAACCGCAUUGCCCGAGCUGUGGGAGCUACCAUCGUGAACCGCGUCGACGACCUUGUGGAGUCGGAUGUGGGCACUGGCUGCGGUCUGUUUGAAAUUGAAAAGAUUGGCGAUGAGUAUUUCACAUUCCUCACGAAAUGCAAGAACCCCAAGGCUUGUACGAUCUUGCUCCGGGGACCCUCGAAGGACAUCCUGAACGAGAUUGAACGAAAUCUCCAAGACGCCAUGUCUGUGGCUCGCAACGUCAUGUUCCACCCGCGCCUCUCCCCCGGCGGAGGAGCCACCGAGAUGGCCGUCUCGGUGCGCCUCGCUCAAAAAUCCAAGUCCAUCGAGGGCGUGAUGCAAUGGCCUUACCGUGCCGUCGCAGACGCCAUGGAAGUCAUCCCCCGGACGCUCAUCCAGAACGCCGGCGCCAGCCCCAUACGGAUCUUGACACAACUCCGGGCGAAGCAGGCCGAAGGCAAAUCCACAUUCGGCGUCGAUGGUGAUACCGGGAAUGUGGUGGACAUGAAGGACUACGGUGUUUGGGAGCCCCAGGCAGUCAAGCUGCAGAGUAUCAAGACGGCGGUCGAAAGUGCAUGUUUGCUGUUGAGAGUAGAUGAUAUCUGUGGAGCGAAGAGCGCGAAGCAGGUUGGCGGCAGUGGGUUGGCCGCGGGUGCAGGAGGAGAAGAGUAG
This is a messenger RNA of Cladophialophora psammophila CBS 110553, 1692 nucleotides long. Its product is annotated as T-complex protein 1 subunit gamma. The coding region runs from base 1 to 1692 and encodes 563 amino acids. The transcript is spliced from 4 exons. NCBI's taxonomy places the organism in Eukaryota, Fungi, Ascomycota, Eurotiomycetes, Chaetothyriales, Herpotrichiellaceae. Gene Ontology annotation, molecular function: ATP hydrolysis activity; ATP-dependent protein folding chaperone; ATP binding. Gene Ontology annotation, cellular component: chaperonin-containing T-complex. The record is from RefSeq and is a predicted model, not a curated record. Gene Ontology annotation, biological process: protein folding.